CCCUAAUUUCAUUCCCUCCAUGAAAUAUUGAAAUUGCAUCGCUCUGGACAAAGACAAGAGCUUUGAAGCUCUGAUUGCACCUGCAACCCAUUUCCGAACCUGGAAUCACAAAUUCAAGAGCUUGCUCAGCUCAAAGAUCUUCGUUAAUUCCAGAUUGGAGUGUAGAAAGAAGGUUCCACCAGCAGUGAGUUAAUGUAGUCAUGGACCAUCACACAGAGAGAAUGAAGAGUGGAUGUCAGAAGAUUCUGGAAGGAAUUAAUUCCAUGUCCUUGGUAAAUUUAGAUGAUCAGCAAGUUCAUUCCUUAGUGAUGAUGAGAGAAAUAGCGCGCGGCAUUGUUGAUGAUCGCGAUAAAAAGGUGACUAAGAAUGAUGUGGUCACUGCCUUGCGCCACAGUAUCGAGAAAAUGGUGUGUGCAUCCAGAGAUAUCAUUCAAAUAUUAAGUAGAAUGUCCUAUGAAGGCUUGGAUGAACAGAGGAUGCAUCUAGUGUUGAGGAUGAGAGACAUUGCUAACGGGGUUAUUGAUAAACAACACAGAGUUGCAAUAACUAAGCCUGACUCACUCUCAGAGCAAGUUGGCUUAAUGGAUGAAGGGAUGAGAGAUAGUCCCGUGGGUGAGUCAUCGAAGAUCAGCAAUGGGGAUGUCCUGAUUGAUGAGGCACAAAGCAUGAUGCAUGAAGAUGAUAUGUUGUAUGUGGAACAUGUUUUAAGAUUUGAAAAUGGGGUAGACGAUGCACACGAGUCUCUGUUACCAUCAGGCUUUCGUCAAUGUCUUUUAUGGCCUCCUGAUGAUUGUGUCACCUUAGAGUGGGUUCAGGAAAUGAUGUUCAUCCUUGAGCAGGCUUCAUGGAGGAUGUUGCCGUCUGAAUUCUGUCAGGUUGGGCCAACCGUUUUGGUGGAUAAAUUGACAGAUGCUGCUCAUAGCAUUUUAAGUAAAGAACCAAACUGUGUAGAGAUUAAUUGUCAAGGAGAAGAUUCAAGAGUCAUUGUUGUAGGCGAUAUACAUGGGCAGUUUCAUGACUUGGUGUUUCUUUUGAAGCAUGCAGGAGUUCCUUCUGAGAACCAGUGUUAUGUUUUCAAUGGGAAUUAUGUAGAUAAAGGAGCUUGGGGCAUUGAAGUAUUUUUGGUCUUGCUGGCUUGGAAGGUCUUGAUGCCUCACAGAGUAUUUUUACUCCGUGGAAGUCAUGAAUCAAGAUAUUGCACCACAAGAUAUGGUUUUAGGGAAGAGGUGUGGACCAAGUAUGGCGAUCAAGGUGAAGAUAUCUACAAUAAAUUCCUAGAGUGUUUUAAGGAGCUUCCGUUAGCUUCCGUUGUUGGUAAAUGUGUUUAUACUACUCAUGGAGGGCUUUUCCGUAGCAUUCAUUCUGCCUCUUCAGGAAAGCCAAAACUGAAGAUGUCACAAAAUGUGGAUCUUGGUUCUUUAGCUGAGUUAUCUGAGGUUAAUAGAGCUUGCGUAGAUUUCCCUUAUGAAGGUCAUGACUUAUUAUUGAGUGACGUUCUUUGGUCAAAACCCUCUCACAGGGAUGGUCUGAGGGAUAAUGCUGGUCAAAAUUUAGGUUUAUGGUGGGGUCCUGAUUGUACCGAGGCUUUCUUAAAGCAGCACAAUUUAAAGCUGAUCAUCAAAUCACAUGAAGGACCUGAUGCAAGGGCUGAUAGGGAUGAUUUUGGGGAUAUGUUGAGUGGAUACAGCAUAGAUCAUGAUGGAGAAUCAGGAAAGCUAUAUACACUUUUUAGUGCUCCUGACUACCCACAGUUUGGGACAAGGAGAUUUAACAAUGAAGGAGCAUAUGCAAUAUUGAAGUCGCCUGAUUUGGCGAGCCCUACCUUUCAUUCAUUCAAAUCAGUAGAAAGACCAACGGUGGAUCCUUAUGUUGAUUUUGAUGCUAACGACAUGGACUUGAGUGAACUAGACUCUUCUCAAAUCGCCUCAACCUCUUCCUCUUCUGCUCCAGUUGGGCCGAUACCCGAGUUUGACUUCGAGUCAUUAGGCAUAUAUAAUGCCCCAAGUUGGGGUGUUCAGUUUCCUGAUAGUUCAGGCCGUACUCAAGUUGUGCCGAUUCCUAGGGCUCCUUUGGUAGAAGGAUUGCCUCUGCCUCCCAACAUACAGGAGCCACACAAGGCUGCUUAUGAGUACUUGUUCGAGCUCGUUGCUGCCCUGAAACAUACGAUUGUAACAAGGGAGACUGAGAACAGAACACUUGUGUCAGCUUUGCGGAGUAGAACUAGGAAACGAAAGGGUAGAGGUAACACUUGAUGAGACGAUUGGGGGAAGGGGUGCUGGUUUCAUAGUGGGGUUUUGAUUUAGGGUGGUCGGAGGAGUAGGGGUUUGUUGAUUGGGGAAAUGGGUGGCGGUUUCAGGGUGGGUGGAAGAUUUGACGGUGGGUUAUUGUGGGUUUUGGGUUGGUGGUUCGCAAUGGAGGAGAGGAAGGGUAGUGGUGGGAGGAUGAUGAGGAAGAAGAGAGAAAAAGGAGGACCGAAAUUGAUGAAAGAACUUUUAGAGGAACCAAAAUUGAUGUGAAAAGUCCACGUAUACUCUCUUCAGAUGAUUAGACCUACCACAUAAGCAGGUGAUGAGGCAAAAAAUGGGCCAUGUAAACAUUAAUGACUUCACUUAUCCUUAUAUGAAUUUGAAACCAAUUUAGAUGCAACCCUAUAUUACAGGGAUCGUGACAUAUGUUUAACCCAAAAAUGUUCAAUGUCAGCUAGUAGCAUUUGAUUCUUGUGCAUACAAAAAUUGUUGAAUGA
Molecule: messenger RNA, 2743 nt
Organism: Lotus japonicus
Lineage: Eukaryota; Viridiplantae; Streptophyta; Magnoliopsida; Fabales; Fabaceae
Product: serine/threonine-protein phosphatase 7-like
Exons: 12
Coding region: 201-2252 (683 amino acids)
Cellular component (GO): nucleus; cytosol
Molecular function (GO): protein serine/threonine phosphatase activity
Source: RefSeq, a predicted model, not a curated record